AUGAUAAGAAGGGUGACCAGCACAGAGGAACAGCUGCGACUGGUGUUGGUCGGCCUUCAGGGUGUCGGGAAGAGUGCAGCAGGGAACACCAUUCUUGGCAGUGAAGAAUUUCAAUCAGACAUCAGCUCCAGUGCUCUGACGCAGCGGACUGAAAGCAGGGAAGGUCUGGUAUGUAGAAAAUAUGUGAUGGUGGUGGACACUCCAGGUCUCGGCACACUCUCAGAUACAGAGAUGAAGCAGGAGAUGGAGAAAGCUGUAACCCUCUGCCAUCCUGGACCCCAUUCCUUUCUCAUUGUCAUCCAGCUGGGACGCUUCACGGAGCAAGAGAGGAGCGUGAUGGACAUGCUGGUUGAAAUGUUAGGCUCAAAUAUUAAUCUCUACUGCAUGGUGUUGUUUACUUAUGGAGACAAACUGAAGAACAAAACAAUAGAUGAGUUUGUGAAAGAGGACAAGAACUUGAUGAAACUGAUUGGCAAAUGUAAGGGUCAGUACUAUGUGUUCAAUUAUUCUAACACAGAAAAUAAAGUUCAGGUCAGUGAGCUCUUGGAGAAGAUAGACGCCAUGAUCAGGAAGAAACAGCCAUUUUAUGUAAAGAUGCAUGAGCAGCAGAAACUUCAUGAAGAUCUCCGGAUUGUUGUUUUGGGGAAAACUGGAGUUGGAAAAAGUUCUGCUGGAAACACCAUCCUGGGUGAAGAAGCCUUCAAAUAUGACAUAUCAGCAUCACCUGUGACCAAGGAAUGCUGCAAGGACAUCAAACAAGUAAAUGGCAGGAAAAUUGCAGUGAUUGAUACUCCAGGCCUGUUUGAUCCAAACUUUACAUUAGAGGAGAUAGUAGAUAGGAUCAAGUUCUGCAUCCCUCUCUCUGCUCCUGGUCCACAUGUCUUCCUGUUCGUGGUUCAGCCUGGCAGAUUCACUGAGGAAGACAAGAAGACAGUGGAGAUCUUUCUGAAGGUAUUCGGGGAAGAUGCCAUUCACCACACUAUGGUCUUGUUCACCCAAGGAGACAAGCUUGGUAAAAGAAACAUGCAAGAGUUUGUUCGUCAAAACCAAGAUCUGGCAAAAUUCUUCAACAUGUGUAACCAGAGGCACCAUGUUUUCAACAAUGAGGUGAAGGAUCCUACACAGGUGUUUCAGCUGCUGGAAAAGAUUGACAAAAUGUUGUCAGAAAAUGGAGGAAAUUAUUAUACCAAUGAAAUGCUGCAGAUGGCAGAGCAAGCGAUUGAGGAAGAGAAACAGCGGCUUCUGAAGGAACGUGAAGAGCAGAGAUGCAGGCAGUUUGAGGCUCUGAAGCAGGAAGCUCUGUUUGAAGCUUACACAGAGUUUCAGGAGAAGCAGGAGAGAGAGGCCAGAGAGCAAGCAGAAAAGAAAAACAAGUAUAUUGACAUCAUCACACAGGUUUUGUGGAGUCUCCUUGAGAACUUCCUCACGAAGCGAUUACAAAAUGCAGGAAAAAAUUAA
Molecule: messenger RNA, 1458 nt
Organism: Neoarius graeffei (lesser salmon catfish)
Lineage: Eukaryota; Metazoa; Chordata; Actinopteri; Siluriformes; Ariidae
Product: GTPase IMAP family member 7-like
Exons: 3
Coding region: 1-1458 (485 amino acids)
Molecular function (GO): GTP binding
Source: RefSeq, a predicted model, not a curated record